This is a messenger RNA of Hylaeus volcanicus, 3556 nucleotides long. Its product is annotated as GTP-binding protein RAD-like. Gene Ontology annotation, molecular function: GTP binding; calcium channel regulator activity; GTPase activity. The transcript is spliced from 9 exons. Gene Ontology annotation, cellular component: plasma membrane. NCBI's taxonomy places the organism in Eukaryota, Metazoa, Arthropoda, Insecta, Hymenoptera, Colletidae. The coding region runs from base 768 to 2318 and encodes 516 amino acids. The record is from RefSeq and is a predicted model, not a curated record.
CAUGCGAGCUUCAGUUUUCAGCAGGGUCUCGUCGAGGAAAAAACCGAUCGUCGCUCCGUUCGACCUUGCCAAAACGUUUUCGAUCAUCGUCCGCAACGCAAUCGACGCUCUUCUAUAUAUACAUUUUCUUUUUUAUUUUUAAUUUCGCUCGACGCGACCGUAAUUGUGCUUCAGCAUGUGAGUCAUUGGAAACAACAGAGGACAGAAGCGAUCACCCGUGGAGUCGUCGCCGAUCCACGUGUGAAGCGAGUGCGCUCUUUCGUGUCUUUUGGUGUUUUGUAUACGAAAAUCGUGUUUAUUAUUGGUUCGGUACUGUGAGGAGUUGAUGGACGUUCGUGGGGUGAUUUUUUAACUGAAUACUUAUCAAGGAAAUGUCAUUGGUGCGAGGAAGGAAGUGAUUGUUUUUAAACAAGAAAAACCAACAUUAAUUCCUUCCAUUAAAAGCUCUCUUUAUCACUGGUACAAAAACCCUGGGAAGACUCUAACGAACUUCAUGCUCGAGGGCUCGCGAAUGGCUUUACUCUUUCUAAGUAAAUUGAUUAAUUGAACCACGGGACGAAUUCGGGAAAAAUUGGAAUGCGAGGGAUUAUUUUCGUUCGCGAGUUUUCGAGAGUAUCCAGUCACAGAUUGUUGAGUAUCCGGUGGUGAUUCAGAGGACAUCGAGCCAUUCGAACGAGGCUUCCAAAUGCGCGCACGAGGAAGUUGAAGAAAGAAGAGUUCCUGCGAGGUUAGAACGGUGUUUCCUGCGAGAAUAUACGACGUGCUGUAUGGAAACGUCAGCCCUUCCAGGACACGAUGAAGCCGUUCAGAAAAAUUCCACCGAGCUUCUUGAUCGGGGUUUCAUGAACAGCUGCCCGCCAAGCAGUUUCCCCGACAAGUUUCAAGACUUCUUCGCUGCCUUGAACGAGGAUUCCGACGACCUUCCCAGCAUGCUCGAGGACAAGCUAAUACCGAGACAGCAGGAUACACCCGACUUCGACUCGAAGGGCAGACGAUGGAGCAAGAAGGCCUUUCAGAGGAGGAGCAGCGAGGUCGAAGUUCGUCUGCAUCGCACCUCCUUGACAGGAUCUCAAGGUCACACCACGGUGGACGGCUCGAAAUCACCGACCCCUUCCAGACGACGUAGUUGUAGCAUAGCUGUGGCCAGACCUACUCCAGACUUGCACAGGUUUCUGCAAGCGGAGGCAGGCCCAUGGGGGCACUUGUCACCCUCGCCCAGAAGCCCCACGAGGACUCCAGCCAUAAGUCCUGGAGCAGCCUCGACCUCGUCACACUUGAGUCCAGGAACAAGCUCCGGUGGUCCUAGUCCGACCAGUCCAGCUGGUCCCGCAGGUUCGACGUCUGGAUCACGUGCUCCUGGACCAAGGCAAUAUCGCGGAAGGACCAGUAGCAUGCCAGCAGUUCCACGACACAGACCGAUGCUCGUUGAAACGAAACGCGGCGGUGCCGGUGGCGCCGAGGAGGGCGAAACCGAGGAUGGCGUGGAAUAUUACAGGCUGAGGUCGUUUUCCAUAACAGCGAACGGGGUCUACAACCUUGGCGAUUCAUUGAAGAGCCGACGGAGCAGGAGCAUCAACAGCGUCACGUCCUCGGGCACCAGCUGCAGCAGCACCAAGGACGCCAGAUUACGGAGCUCGGCGUCGCAGCUCUCUGGAAUGGAGGCCGAAGAGGACACGAGCAACGAACGAGUGGCCACUUACAAAGUCGGCAUGCUGGGUGCAUCUGGCGUGGGGAAAACCGCCCUCACCGCCCAGUUCACCACCAGCGAUUACAUCUGCGCUUACGACACUUCUCUGGACGAGGAGUAUGGUCAAAAGAACGUGUCAGUGAUGCUGGACGGUCAAGAAACAGAACUGGAAAUUAUCGAUCAUCCAGCGGCAGAAAUGUCGGUUGAGACAUUCUGUUCGACCUACAAUCCAGACGUUUACGUUGUGGUCUACUCUGUGGUGGACAGUCGAAGUCUGAAGGUGGCCCAGGAGACCUUGCUAUAUCUGUGGAACAGCGAUUACAUGGCCAGUCACGGUGUGAUACUCGUUGGGAACAAAGUCGAUCUUGAACGGAAGCGCGAGGUCCCAUCAGUUGUUGGCCGACGUUUGGCGAACAACUGCGGGUGCAAAUUCAUCGAGACUUCCUCCGGGAUAGCCCAUCACGUGGACGAGCUCCUAGUUGGUAUACUGGCGCAAAUCAAAUUGAACCCACAGCGUGACCGGGACCAAGCGACCAGGCGAAGAAGGAGCAAGCACCGCAGGAGGAUCCUCAAGCAUCUGCUCGGCUUCAAGAGGAAAACCAAGAGCUGCGAGAAUCUCUUCGUUCUCUAACGUUUCUCUAUCGGCGGAGGAAGGGAUGAGAAAAGGGACGAAGAGAGGAUUUGUAUCUUUUACGGACCGUUUGUUUUUUUUGUGUGCGUAAGCUAUGUAUAAUAACAGAUCCGAGACGUGUAUCGCAGAGGUAUCCUCGAGAAUUGGCUUCGAGAAGAAAACGAAGAACUGAGAGAGUCUUUCUUUCGGGGAAAAGGAAGUCAUUGAAGAGAGGAUUCUGUCUUUUAUCGACCGUUUGAUUCUUGCGUGCGUAAGCUAUGUAUAAUAACAGAUUCGAACGAAGAUGCUCGAUAGAUUCCAUACAUACAGCACGCUACGAAAUCUUACACCGAUUAAAUUCCAGAUCGCUUGUGAUUUUCGAGUUUCACGAUUUGAUUUUAGAUACCUCGUAUGGAUCCCUGUGCAACAGUAUUCCAAACAGUAUCGUAACAGUAUUGAGUGUGUGUGCACCGCGAGGAAUGUUUUAAAGAUACGUUUAAGGAUUAGAGAAUAAGUAAACGAACAAAGUUCGUGUCGUGCCAUAUCCAGAAGUCUGCUUUGUCCUUAACGCGAGUUGCUUUAUUCAGACAUUUUCCAGCUAUAAGAAACGCAGCGAGUUAUGUAAGUUUCUAUUCAAAAUUUCCCCGUAGAAUGUUACCUCGCAUACCUCGAGGGACAAAGUAACUCCAGCCCACGGCAUCAAGAGCAUUGCUGGUUGAUUAACGAACGAGAUUUUUCAUUGUUUAUUGUAAUGUGUUUUUUUUCAAACUUGGGGAGCGUUUUCCAGCAAGUAACUUAAGAAGAUAAACAUCCAACGAAAAUUAAAUGCAGCGUUUGGUACCGCAGUAGUCGGUAGGGACUAGUUUUAUAGUAAAUAAGAUAUUUGUCGAUCUCUUUGUUCUUAAUGUAGCUUAUCGCGAUUGGAGUGAAAGAAAUAUAUGAUAUAUUAUAUGAAUUUAUUUAAAACCAUGCUACUUUUCAUCGAUCGAUAGUUAUCUAUUAUUUCUAAUCAGCUCGUCUAUAUCAACAAUUUGAGAUAAACGGAAUAGAAAAGCACGUUUCCACUUGACAAUUUAAAAUUUUAAUAUUCAAGUAUUAUUACUGUAUGAAACUUAAAAAAUUUGUUGUCAACUAGGCUUGACUCCAAGCAAUUAGAGUAUUUUCGAUUGAGUGAUUCUAUUGAGAAAUAUGUGUCAUUAUUUUAAGCUUCGAUUCGAGGGACCGUAUCAAAUCUGAAUAAAAUUCUUGUGUAAAAUAUG